Molecule: messenger RNA, 1745 nt
Organism: Morus notabilis
Lineage: Eukaryota; Viridiplantae; Streptophyta; Magnoliopsida; Rosales; Moraceae
Product: WAT1-related protein At3g02690, chloroplastic
Exons: 6
Coding region: 59-1357 (432 amino acids)
Cellular component (GO): chloroplast; membrane
Source: RefSeq, a predicted model, not a curated record
CGUGUCAGUCUCAAUAAUACAAUAAUAAUUAAUUCUUGAGAAAAUCAGAAAAUCAGAAAUGGGCGCGAGAAGUUUGGGGCUGUGGUGGUCGCCGCCGGCCUCCUGGUGCCACCGCUCUCCGCUUCCGUAUAUUACUACUUCAUGUGCUACUAAUGUGCCCAAAAAACCAAUCCUUAAUUUCGUCAAUGACAAACCAAAACCCCAUUUCUCUUUCCAUUCUUACCCAGAAAACGUCUCCACUCGUCGACGACGAAGACGACGCCCAAUCUCCAUUUUCAACUGUACCACUUCUUCUUCUACUCAACUCCAACAACAACAAGAAGACGAUGGAGAAGAAGAAGAAGAAGAACAAGACGAAGGCGAAUUAUCAUCCUCGAAUGUUGAUUGCGUGGGGACAGGCCUGGACGUGGAGUGCCUAGUCGAACAAGAAGCAGAAGAAGCGAAAUCAUGGUUCUCAGAUUCGUCAUGGUUGGAAUGGGCGGUGGUGGUGUCGCCUUUCUUCUUCUGGGGAACGGCGAUGGUGGCCAUGAAGGAGGUCAUUCCGAAGGCGGGCCCUUUCGCCGUCGCCACCUUCCGCCUCGUCCCUGCCGGUCUCCUCCUCAUCGCUUUCGCCGCCUCCCGCGGCCGUCCCUUCCCCUCCGGAGGCCGCGCGUGGCUCUCAAUCGCACUCUUUGCCCUCGUCGACGCCGCCUGCUUUCAGGGCUUUCUCGCUCAGGGCCUCCAGCGGACCUCCGCCGGUUUGGGCAGCGUGAUAAUUGAUUCGCAGCCGUUGACAGUGGCUGUACUGGCGGCGUUGCUGUUUGGGGAAUCCAUUGGUGUUGUUGGAGCUGCGGGCCUUGUGCUUGGUGUCCUCGGACUUUUGCUUCUCGAGGCACCUGCACUUAAUCUCGAUGAAAGUAACUUUUCAUUAUGGGGAAGCGGAGAGUGGUGGAUGCUUCUUGCAGCUCAGAGCAUGGCUGUUGGCACCGUCAUGGUUCGCUGGGUGUCUAAGUACUCUGAUCCUGUCAUGGCAACUGGAUGGCAUAUGGUUCUUGGUGGUUUGCCUCUCCUUGGUGUUUCCAUUCUUAAUCAUGAUAAUGCUGUUAGCGGGAAUCUUGGUGAUUUUACGACAAGCGAUUUGCUGGCGCUUUUGUAUACCUCUAUUUUUGGAAGUGCCAUUAGCUAUGGUGUAUAUUUCUACAGUGCAACUAAAGGCAGCCUGACUAAGCUCAGCUCCCUUACAUUUCUAACCCCAAUGUUUGCUUCAGUAUUUGGGUUCUUAUAUUUUGGUGAGACUUUCUCACCGUUGCAAUUGACUGGCGCCGUUAUCACUGUGAUUGCAAUAUACAUGGUGAACUACAGGAGUAGUGUGGAAUAAUACUAUAUGAAUAUAGUCCAUAGAAAUGCAUUUAGCAGAGAACAGAAGAAUAUGGAAGCUGGUUGGAUCACUCAUCGGCUUGACUGCAGAUUCGGUUUGCAUAGAUGCAAGCCAAUUGGAGAUUCGUAUUAUGCAUCUACUGAUCCAAUCGUAUAUGGUCAUCUUCAAGCCUAACAACAAUUGGCGGUUUCCAUGGCAAAAAUCUUUAGAAGGUGUUAUUAGUUUCUCUGUGACAUACUAUGCUCAAAUGAAUCUUGAGCUUAUAAGUAUAGGUAGUAGUUUUGGUUGUAAAUGAUUAUAUUUGUAUCUCUUAGAAUUUUUGAAAGGACUAAAAAGCUUCUUAAGUUGUCAUUACAAUCUUUAUAAGGAAGGGGCAUAUUUGUCAAAA